GUACAAUUGGAUUUGCUAUUUUUAGUUGUUAAGAUUGACUCUUAAAUUUUGAAGGAGAACCAGCAAUAUAUUAGGGCAUCAGUUUAUUUGUUUGGCGACAGCCUUGAUCUGCCGUCAAAAGAUCUGUGACCCCAAAAGUUUGUCUUUUCAUCCAGCUUCUGAGAGACAAACCUUGAUUUUGAUGAAAUCCAAAACAGAGCUCUAAUGCCAGAGCUGCCUCCUCCUCCCGGGAGGAUCCCGGGUAACGGCGGAAUCAGAGAGGCACCAUCAUUGCUAUUUUCUGAUUUCGCUCCAAAGGAACAUGCCCUCGAAAGGGUUCCAGAGGUGGAGGAGGAGGAGGAGGAGAAGGAGAAGGAAGUAGUAGAGAUCUACCAUGUGAAAAGCGCUAGCUCUGAUAACUUCAUGGAAUACGAAGAAGAACGGGCCCGGAGAAGAAGGUGUCCGCCAUGUUUCCGCAUGUGCUGCGCAUGUACAUGCCUAAUAGUUUCCCUCUUCCUCCUAAUCCUCUUAAUCGUAGGGGUAUCCCUGGUCUCCUCGGUCAAAUCCUCAUUGCCUCUGGUGAACGUCGCAAACCUCAGGUUCCCGAAAAUGGAGUUCAACGGAACAUCGGCAGAGCUCGUGCUGAACGCGGACUCAAUCGCAGUCCUUCAGUUCUCCAACAAAAACGACAAGACCGUGCUGUAUUACAGCGCCAUGACAGCCGACGUAUCGUCAGAGAGCAUUGAUCUGGGACAUACCAAGAUUCAAGGGUUCAGACAGGAUCCGGACGAUGUCAGGACCGUGAGGAUCAGCACAAGGGUCAGGAAAUCGAGCGUGUACGACGUGGAUGCGACUCUCUUGAGGGACAAACUGAAGAGGUUUGAGGCAGUUGUUGACGUGUUCUUGAGCGGGAAAAUGGGUUUGGAUUUCUGGGGCGUUAGGAUCAAUUUACCAACUGUGAUUGCUUGCGAAGAUGUGAAUCAGAACGAAGUGAUUCAGGGACUCAAGCCUAAAUGCCAUGUCCUAAUCUUUGAGAAGAGGUAAGGGUAACGAGGAUUGCCAUUGAAUCCAAGUUCAGAUUCGGUCCAAAUCUUUGUUCUUGUUUCUUCCUGUUCAUUUUUUUUGCCCCCUCUUGUAGCUGUGAUACGUUGUAAUUUAGAAUCGCUCAAUAAUACAAGAAAGAGUCCCAAAAAAGAAUUAAAUUUUCCC
This is a messenger RNA of Tarenaya hassleriana, 1188 nucleotides long. RefSeq lists its product as uncharacterized. Gene Ontology annotation, cellular component: plasma membrane. The record is from RefSeq and is a predicted model, not a curated record. The coding region runs from base 205 to 1023 and encodes 272 amino acids. The transcript has a single exon. NCBI's taxonomy places the organism in Eukaryota, Viridiplantae, Streptophyta, Magnoliopsida, Brassicales, Cleomaceae.